Messenger RNA from Brassica oleracea var. oleracea, 1451 nucleotides. Its product is annotated as casein kinase II subunit beta. Gene Ontology annotation, cellular component: cytoplasm; protein kinase CK2 complex. Gene Ontology annotation, molecular function: protein kinase regulator activity. NCBI's taxonomy places the organism in Eukaryota, Viridiplantae, Streptophyta, Magnoliopsida, Brassicales, Brassicaceae. The record is from RefSeq and is a predicted model, not a curated record.
CCGGGAUCCUAUAAGGCUAUAACUCUAUUUUCCCAUUUUCCCUCUCUUUUAACUAAAAAAAAUUAAAACUUAACCAAAAAAAUACAAGGGUGAAAAGAAAAAAUAUACAAAAGCUUCUCUGUACGAAACAGACUAACACUAGAAAAAACGCAAGAACCAGAUUCGACACAGAAGAAAAGAAAACAAAAAAAAGCUUCCUAGAACUCAAUUUUAACGAGGUACGGCCCUCGUUCCUCGAUCUCACGGGCAUGAAUCGCCGGUGAAGGUGUACCUGUAUCAGAAAACGAGAAAAGUCAGGGAGACAGAGAGGGACUUUAGAAAUCAUGUACAGAGAGAGAGGAACGGCAGGUUCGAGAUCCGAGGAGGUUGUGGAUCGUAAACGAAUCAACAACCAAGCUCUUGAACGCCCUUCUCCGUCAACCUCCCGUCAAGCUAACGGCAAGGGAAAAGGAAUCGUCUUGACGGGAAAGCAGCCGCAUGACAGCAGAGAUUCGCGCUCUGCUUCUCUCUCCAAGAAUAACGUUUCAGACGAUGAAUCAGACACAGACAGUGAAGAAGAAGAAGAAUCUGAUGUCAGUGGUUCAGACACCUCGUGGGUAUCUUGGUUCUGUAGUUUAAGGGGAAACGAGUUCUUCUGUGAAGUUGCUGAUGAUUACAUCCAAGAUCACUUCAACUUGUGUGGACUCAGCAGUCUUGUUCCCUAUUACGAGUACGAGUAUGCUCUUGAUCUCAUUUUGGAUGUAGAGUCUUCUCAUGGGGAGAUGUUUACAGAGGAACAGAAUGAGUUGAUCGAGUCAGCAGCUGAGAUGCUUUAUGGACUUAUUCAUGCGCGUUACAUCUUGACAACCAAAGGGUUGGCUGCAAUGUUAGAUAAAUACAAAAACUACGACUUUGGAAGAUGCCCUAGAGUUUAUUGCUGUGGCCAGCCUUGUCUUCCUGUUGGUCUAUCUGAUUUGCCUCGAUCAAGCACGGUGAAGAUAUAUUGCCCUAAAUGCCAAGACAUUUAUUACCCAAGAUCGAAAUACCAAGGCAACAUUGACGGUGCUUUCUUUGGGACAACGUUUCCACACCUGUUCUUGAUGACUUAUGGACAUCUCAAGCCACCAAAGGCAACACAGAACUAUGUACCAAGAGUAUUUGGGUUCAAGUUACACAAACCGUGAAGGAAGUUUAAGAUAGAGACACCCUAAGAAUCGACGAUCAUGGCUUUGGAUUUGAAAAGAGAAAGAAGAAGCACUGUAAUCACGAAAGGUGAAGAAGCAGUCUUGUCUCUAUUUGUCAUCAGGUACAUACACAUUAGAAGCAAGCAAAAGCAUGGUUUGAAACUUGCAUCUGUAUGUUCCUACUUUUGUAAUCAUUUUUUUUUUGUUUCUCAUUGGCAGAUGAUAUCAAAAAGAAAGUUCUCUUUAAGCUCUACUAGAAUAUCCCAUCAAUUAUAUCAAAAUUUUGGA